UAUGUUUUGAUCUGUUAUCAAUAAACAAAACACGGCAAUUCUGUGAACUUUUAAUUUUGCCCCCAAGAAUUCAGUGUUUUUUAGCAGUUUGCACUGAGGACAACCUUGUUUACAUCCAUUAACGUUUAUCUCUCUAAGUUUUGGAAAUAUUUAGCCAUCCAGUUGUUGUGCCAUUGUUUCUGAAGUCAAAGUCGGAAGGUGUUCGUGAUAUGAUUCAAGGAUUUACAACAUUAAUUUGUUACUAUUGUACUAUAACUAGUAUAUUGUCAUGGCAAUCCUCAAGUUUUGUUCCACCAUUUUAAAACCACAAUUCACCCAAGUGUCACUUCUGUGCGUUGCACAAUUGAGCAAUCCUUUGGGGAUUAGUUAUGUCCGUCGCUUUGCUUGCAAAAGUAGCGGGCCACCAUGGCGAAUUCUAUUUUUUGGCUCUGAUGACUUUGCCUUAAAAAGUCUUCAAGCUUUGUGCUCAAAAUAUCGAACUGAAACAUUGAUCAGCAGACUGGGCGUUGUAACGGGCAACGAGAACAACAUGGUUGGAAAAUUUAUACAAGAUGAGAAAUUGGAUUUUUCACUUUGGCCAAUUGAAGAGAGUGCGGUGAAGGGAAAUUAUGAUUUGGGAAUUGUGGUUUCAUUCGGUCACCUCAUACCUGAAGAAAUAAUCAACUCUUUUCCUUUAGGAAUGAUAAACGCUCAUGCAAGUUUGCUGCCUAGAUGGAGAGGCUCAUCGCCAAUCACUUAUGCCUUAAUGAAUGGUGAUUCAGAAACAGGCGUCACUAUAAUGAAAGUUAGUCCAAAGAAGUUUGAUAGAGGUGAUAUAGUUCGACAGUACCGUUGUUCAAUUGCUGCCAAUGAAACCAACCCAAAACUUCGAGAGCGUCUAGCCCAACAUAGUGCUGACCUUCUGAUAGAGUGUGUACGGGACUUGCCAAAAUGUUUAGAUCAUUGUCACCCGCAACCCAAGGAUGGUGUUACCUAUGCUCCAAAAUUUGAUAAAAGUAUAUCAAGGAUUGAUUGGUCAUCCAUGACAUCCCGUGAUAUUCUCAACCUGCACCGAGCUUUGGGACACAUGUAUCCCCUUACUACGCAUUGGAAGGACUACCCUGUCAAGUUCCUCAGUUUCUCAAUCGACCCAAGUGACCCUACUGGCGAAAGAAUUGUGUCUUGUGAUUCUGAGUCAAUCAAAACAGCAUCAGCUCUUUCAUUUUUAAGUGUAAGUAAGAAAAAAGAUCAUAGCGUUGGAGUUGGAAAGUCAGCUGUAUCCUUCUUAAACUCAGAUGAAUCGAGAAAACGGGAAGUGGCAGCAAACAAUUCAGUUAAACCUGGUCUAGUCAGUUACAAUAAAAAACGGAAAGUCUUUUUUGUGGAGUGCUGUGAUGGCAGAAAAAUUGUCGUAGAUGCUUUAAAAGUUCCAGGUAAGAAACAGUUAUCUGCAGCUGAUUUUUAUAAUGGGUUUCUGUCCAAGGAGUCUGAUGAAUCAAAGUGGUAUUUUAGUGAUUAAAGGCAUCUCAAUGUUGCCAUAAAUUUUAGAUAAAAGAACUUGGCUGUGACUGUAUCUUUUUUUGUUCAAGUUAUUUGCAAUGAGUUUUUAUUUGUUGAAUGAAAACUAAGGAAUGGUAAAUUUAUCAAAAUAAAAUCAUGAUUUUGUCCAUCUCUCA
Messenger RNA from Bemisia tabaci, 1655 nucleotides. The record is from RefSeq and is a predicted model, not a curated record. Lineage: Eukaryota; Metazoa; Arthropoda; Insecta; Hemiptera; Aleyrodidae.